Messenger RNA from Rotaria sp. Silwood2, 1971 nucleotides. Lineage: Eukaryota; Metazoa; Rotifera; Eurotatoria; Philodinida; Philodinidae. The record is from the annotation of a GenBank genome assembly.
AUGGAAGAUAUCAACGUACCAUUUUCUGAAGUACACUAUCUUACAGUUGAAAAACUCGGUAAUGUACCUGUAACCAAAGGUGAUUUCCAAACACUUCCUUCACAUGUUCAAAAAUGGCUUGCACAAAUGAUUCAAUUAUGUACACCACAGGAUGUACAUAUUUGUGAUGGAUCAACCGAAGAAGCUGAAAUAAUUACAAAACUAUUAGUUACUAAUGGUCAAUUAUCACCAUUACCAAAAUAUGAAAAUUGUUAUAUUUGUCGAACAGAUCCUCGUGAUGUUGCUCGGGUUGAAUCAAAAACAUUUCUUGUUACAAAGGAUAAACAUGAAUCAGUAGCACAUUCACGUGAAGGUACUAGCGGUGUUCUUGGUCUAUGGAAGUCACCUGAUGAAGCAAAAAAGGAUAUUAAUGAUCGAUAUCCAGGAUGUAUGCGUGGACGUACACUUUAUGUUAUUCCAUUUAGUAUGGGACCAAUAGGUUCACCAUUAAGUAAAAUUGGCGUGCAAAUUACCGAUUCAGCCUAUGUCGUACUUUCAAUGAGAGUUAUGACUCGUGUAGCAUCAGAAAUUUGGAAACAUAUUCGAAAUGGUGAAGAAUUUGUUAAAUGUCUCCAUACUGUUGGCAAGUCACCAAAUAUUGUUUUUUUGAAUUUUGAAUUAAAAAUUGUUUUCAUGUAUUUAGGUGUUCCUCUUCCGGCUGCGCAACCAAUUGUUAAUAACUGGCCAUGCAAUGCCGAAAAGACAAUGAUUCUUCAUUUUCCAGAUUCUCGAAAAAUCAUGAGUUUUGGAUCUGGUUAUGGUGGAAAUAGUUUACUUGGUAAAAAAUGUUUUGCUUUACGUAUUGCUGGUCGUAUCGCAUUUGAUGAAGGAUGGGUAGCUGAACAUAUGUUAAUUAUGUCAGUAACAAAUCCUAAAGGUGAAGAAAAAUUUAUUGCUGCUGCUUUUCCAUCUGCAUGUGGAAAAACAAAUUUAGCUAUGUUAACACCAAGUAUUCCGGGUUAUAAAGUUCAAUGUGUUGGUGAUGAUAUUGCUUGGAUGAGAUUUGAUAAAGAAACAGGUGAAUUACGUGCAAUUAAUCCUGAAGCUGGAUUUUUUGGUGUGGCACCUGGUACAAAUAUGAAAACAAAUCCAAAUGCAAUUUUAACUUGUUUAAAAAAUUCAAUAUUUACUAAUGUUGGUGAAACAGCUGAUGGAGGAUUUUAUUGGGAAGGUCUUGAAGAGGAAACUCCAGCUGGUACUCCAAUAACAUCAUGGACUGGUGAAAAAUAUAAAUUAGGAGAAGAUAAAAGUAAAAAGUCAAGUCAUCCAAAUUCCCGAUUCUGUUGUCCAGCUGCUCAAUGUCCAAUAAUACAUAGCAAAUGGGAAGAUCCAGCUGGUGUACCUAUUUCUGCUGUUAUUUUUGGUGGACGAAGACCAGAAGGUGUUCCAUUAGUUAUUGAAUCAUUUAAUUGGGCACAUGGAGUUUUUCUUGCUUCACAACUUAAAUCAGAAUCAACUGCAGCUGCUGAACAUACUGGAAAACAAGUUAUGCAUGAUCCAUUUGCCAUGCGACCAUUUGUUGGUUACAAUUUUGGAAAAUAUAUUCAACAUUGGCUUGAUUUUGAAAAGAAUCCAAAAAAUAAAUUACCCAAAAUCUUUCAUGUUAAUUGGUUUCGUUUGGAUGAAAAUAAUAAAUUCCUUUGGCCUGGUUAUGGUGAUAAUAUACGUGUACUUGAUUGGGUUAUUCGACGAGUUAAUAAUGAAGAUGUUGCUGACAAAUCAGCUGUUGGUCUUUUACCUAAAAAAGGUUCAAUUAAUCUUGAAGGUAUUAAUGUUGAAUGGGACAAAUUAAUGUCAUUACCAAAAGAAUAUUGGACUGGUGAUAUUGAUGAAACAUUACAAUGGCUUGAUGGUCAAUUAGGUGAUGAUUUACCAAAAGCUAUUCGUGAAGAAAUUCAAAAACAAAAAGAUCGUUUAUCUCAAUUACAUUAG